Ailuropoda melanoleuca (giant panda) is the source of this 1624-nucleotide messenger RNA. It is a transcript of the gene RSU1, whose product is annotated as Ras suppressor protein 1. Gene Ontology annotation, molecular function: protein binding. Gene Ontology annotation, cellular component: cytoplasm. The transcript is spliced from 10 exons. NCBI's taxonomy places the organism in Eukaryota, Metazoa, Chordata, Mammalia, Carnivora, Ursidae. The record is from RefSeq and is a predicted model, not a curated record. The coding region runs from base 291 to 1109 and encodes 272 amino acids.
GGGAAGGGUCAGUCGCGGGCGGGGCGUGGAGCUGCGAGCCCCAGGGUGUGCGCCUGCGCCGAGCUCCGGGACAGGGCGUGUUCCUCGUUCCGGUCCGCGUUUUGCACUGACUGAGUGCAUCCUUUGCCAGUAAAGUGCGCCCCGCGGAAACCUGUGGUUCCCUCGCCCAACCUGUUAGGUGCUGCCCUCCGCGAAUAUGUCCAAGUCUCUGAAAAAGUUGGUGGAGGAGAGCCGGGAGAAGAACCAGCCGGAAGUGGACAUGAGUGACCGGGGCAUCUCCAACAUGCUGGAUGUCAACGGCUUGUUUUGUCAAGUUUAUGUUGACUUAUCUUCAAGCUCACAUGGCUCAGAUCUGCUCAUAUGCUCAUCAAAGACCUUUUUCAGUCUCCUUAUCGCACAUCACACAACUGGUCCUCAGCCACAACAAGCUAACAACGGUGCCAGCAAACAUAGCAGAACUGAAGAAUCUAGAAGUGCUCAACUUCUUUAAUAACCAGAUUGAGGAGCUGCCCACACAGAUCAGCAGCCUGCAGAAGCUCAAACACCUGAACUUGGGCAUGAAUAGACUCAACACUUUGCCUCGAGGAUUUGGCUCCCUCCCAGCUCUGGAGGUCCUUGAUUUGACUUACAACAACUUGAGUGAAAAUUCUCUUCCCGGAAACUUCUUCUACCUUACCACCCUGCGUGCACUCUAUCUAAGUGACAACGAUUUUGAAAUCCUGCCGCCAGAUAUUGGGAAGCUCACAAAGUUGCAGAUACUCAGCCUUAGGGAUAACGACCUGAUCUCGCUGCCUAAAGAAAUCGGGGAGCUCACUCAGCUUAAGGAGCUCCACAUUCAGGGGAAUCGCCUGACCGUUCUGCCCCCAGAACUAGGAAACUUGGAUUUAACUGGUCAGAAGCAAGUGUUCAAAGCAGAGAACAAUCCCUGGGUUACCCCAAUUGCCGACCAAUUCCAGCUUGGCGUGUCCCAUGUUUUUGAAUAUAUCCGUUCUGAGACGUACAAGUACCUCUACGGCAGACACAUGCAAGCAAACCCAGAACCGCCGAAGAAAAAUAAUGACAAAUCGAAAAAGAUCAGCCGGAAACCCCUGACAGCCAAGAACAAAUAAAGGGUUGGUUGGCAUGGGCUGAACUUCUGGUUGCUUCUCUCAUUCGACUUCUGUUCUGUUACUGUAUCCCACAAAUAAAUACCAUGAGCGUGUGUUGUUUUUUUUCUCUUUCUAGCACUUAUCACUUUACCUUUUAAAUGCUUUUGGUAGGUGGUAGAUUUUUAUAAAUUCUUAGAACCACUUCCAUUUGUUUGCUUAAAAAUGCCAAAGACAGGAAACAAAGCUCUAAUUCAACUGCAAAUUCCAUAGUAGGCGCAUAGUUCAGUCCCUUGAAUAGAUGUUCACAAAGUUGCAUAUUAUCAAAAGAAUAAUUAAAACCACGUGAUCAUUAAAAUGUCACAGUUAACACUGUUCAUUCUUCUGUUUAUUCAUAUAACUCAUUAUUUCGCUUUAUUAAAAGCUUUCCGUAACCAUCGAGAUAUUAUGUUAAAUGACAAAUAAUUUUUAAUAAAAAUCUCGAAUUUGUAUCACAUGUUGCUUCUUGAAUAAAGCACGGUCUGAUCUUAGGGUAUGCA